AUGAUGCUGAUUCAAGUCCUAGGAGGGCCUCUUAAAGAAGAUCUCAAGCAGUACAAGCUGCUUUGGAGCCUUUCUCUGGACAUGGAUCAGGCCCUGCUCACAAUUUACAAUCAGCUGCAGAGCAGAAUCAGAGUUUCCUACGUCAAUGACCACUGCUACAGGUGUCUCUACCAGCCACUGGUCUCACUUAAUGGUUGUCCCAGCAACUCCUCAGUGGUCAUCAGCACCCGUUUCUCCUUGUCUUUCACUGUGGAGGCUGAGAACGCCAGCAGUGUCUGCAGCUGGAGCAAGACAUAUGGAGAAGCAGGUCGUUACUUAGUAUGGGUCCAACAGUCAGAUGUUUCCACCAUCACCUGCAUGCUGACAGUUGACAAAAAUCCGAUCAACAGUUACUUACCUAUACUGGUUGCAGCACUUAUCCUGGCCUUGUUGGCUCUUGUCGCUGUCUCUGUGCCCUACCUGCUAAGAUUUGGCAGUCAUGAUAGCAUGUCGGAAGAUGGUGGCUGUGGUGAACAAGCUGUGCAGACAAAGUCCAAAUCUUCACGCUUGAAAUCCCUGGACACCUUCAGAGGGUUUUCUCUGACUCUAAUGGUAUUUGUAAACUACGAAGGAGGGGGAUACUGGUUCUUCCUACACAUUCCAUGGAAUGGUCUUACAGUAGCUGAUUGUGUUAUGCCGUGGUUUGUGUUCAUAAUGGGGACGUCCAUUGUGUUGGCGUUCAACGUCAUGUGGAGAAGAGGCGUCAGCCGCCUACAGCUCUUGCGGAAGGUCACCUGGAGAAGUGUGGUUCUCUUUCUUAUUGGGGUCUGCUUCAUGAACUACAGUGCAAGGGAUGGAUUGCUGUCCUGGUCGUGGGCCAGGAUCCCUGGUGUCCUGCAACGUCUUGGCUUCACUUACUUUGUUUUGUCACUAAUACACAUGUGGUGUCUGAGGAAAGAGAUUCCUCUGAAGCAACACAACUGGUGGAAUCCUCUCCAAGACAUUGUAUUGUAUUGGCCCGAGUGGAUUGUGAUCCUACUACUGGAAAUACUGUGGCUUUGCCUUACAUUCCUGCUUCCUGUUCCCGGUUGCCCCCGUGGCUAUUUGGGCGCCGGUGGUAUCGGUGACAACGGCAUGUAUCCAAAUUGUAGUGGUGGAGCUGCAGGUUACAUUGACAGAUGGUUGUUUGGUCAGCACAUUUACAAGUACCCCACAUUCAAGGAAAUGUAUCAAACCACACAAAGUUUUGAUCCAGAGGGUGUUCUCGGGACUAUUAAUUGCAUUGUAAUAGGAUUCGCUGGAAUGCAGGCUGGGAAGAUCAUUCUUUAUUUCCGUAGUAGGAACUUCAGCAUCCUGAAAAGAUUCCUAAUAUGGGCCAUCCUGUUGGGAAUCUUAGCAGCCAUCCUUACUAAGUGCACGAGAGACAAAGGAUUUAUACCUGUCAAUAAAAACCUUUGGUCUUUGUCUUUUAUUAGUUGCACGGGCUGUUUCGCUUUCCUUCUGCUUGGAUGCCUGUACUUCGUCAUUGAUGUCAAGGGUUGGUGGGGGGGACAGCCGUUCAUAUACCCAGGAAUGAACUCCAUCCUGGUGUAUGUGGGCCACACCAUCCUGGGGUACUACUUUCCGUUCAGUUGGGAGAUGGCCAGACCCAAUCAUGCAGAGCUCCUCUUUAAAACCUUGCUGGGCACAGUCUUAUGGAUUCUCAUUUCUUACCUGCUGUACAGGAAGAGGUUCUUUCUCAAAAUCUGA
Messenger RNA from Scleropages formosus (Asian bonytongue), 1728 nucleotides. RefSeq names its product heparan-alpha-glucosaminide N-acetyltransferase. The record is from RefSeq and is a predicted model, not a curated record. The transcript is spliced from 18 exons. NCBI's taxonomy places the organism in Eukaryota, Metazoa, Chordata, Actinopteri, Osteoglossiformes, Osteoglossidae. Bases 1 to 1728 code for a protein of 575 amino acids.